Danaus chrysippus (African queen) is the source of this 2349-nucleotide messenger RNA. Lineage: Eukaryota; Metazoa; Arthropoda; Insecta; Lepidoptera; Nymphalidae. The record is from the annotation of a GenBank genome assembly.
AUGAAUAGCGUAUUAUGCAAAGCUGGUUUUAAAGCAACAACGGGAAUUACGAGAUGUUUUUCGGUUACGGCAAUUAAAAAUGCUGAUUAUUCGUGCAAGUUAUUAGUGAUAGGCGGUGGAACUGGUGGCUGCACCAUGGCAGCUAAAUUUGCCAAAAGAUUAAAAAAAGAUGCUGUCAUAGUACUAGAACCAAGUUCUGAUCAUUACUACCAGCCAUUAUUCACGCUAGUGGGGGCUGGGGUAACUUCAGUAGCGGCCACUCGUCGUAACGAACGCUCCGUGCUACCUGAUAGAGCCAAGUGGCUCCAGGACUCAGCCCUGAGUGUGGACCCCAAGAAUAAUAAAGUGAAGACUACGAACGGACACACAAUUAACUAUGAAUAUAUGAUUAUCGCUGCUGGCUUGGUCAAUGAUUACGCUAAGGUGCCAGGUCUAAAAGAAGCUUUAAAAGACAAAUCCAGCGGCGUGUCAACUAUAUUCUCUCAGGAUUACUGCGAGAAGACCUGGUCAGAUAUUAAGAACUUCAAAGGUGGUGACGCCAUCUUCACGUAUCCCGACACACCCAUCAAGUGUCCGGGAGCACCGCAGAAGAUCGCGUACAUGGCUGAUGCGUAUUUCAAUAAGUCGAACGUUAGAUCGAAAAGCAACAUAACAUACAACACCUGCCUCCCGGUGAUCUUCGGCGUGAAGAAGUACGCGGACGUGUUGUUGAAGAUAGCGAACAGAAAGAACAUUAAGGUCAACUAUAAGACUGUGCUUAGAGAAAUACGACCGGAGAAGAAAGAGGCGGUGUUUAUACACACGGAGGAUAAGAAUAAGUUCAAAUCGGGUAAUUUUGAUCUUUCCGACUCGUAUCGAUCAGGAAGACCAUCAGCGUUAGGCAACGACGUGUUAAGGGCGGAAGUGGAAGCAAAUCCGUGUCAGACGAUCGAGGAAUUGUCAAACAGUCUCAACAAACCUUGGUCGACCAUCCAAGAACAUUUGAAGCAGAUUGGGAAACAAGUAACUCUCCCAUACAACCUCCUGCACGUGACUCCUCCCAUGAAGACGCCCAGCUUUCUUCAAACUAGCGAAGAUUUGGUAGACGGAGCCGGCUACCUUACUGUGGAUAAAUACACGUUACAACACACCAAGUACGAAAACAUAUACGGCAUUGGAGACUGUACUAACACGCCGAAUAGCAAGACAGCGGCUGCUGUUGCCAAGCAGAGCUACGUCGUAGAACAGAACCUGCUACGGACGAUGGGUGCUAAGACGGCUCUACGACGAUACGACGGCUACGGAGCCUGUCCACUGGUCACUUCAUACAACACGUGCGUGCUGGCUGAAUUCGUGUAUGACGGAGUACCGAGAGAGACGUUACCCUUCAACCAGGUCCACUACUACCAACCACUAUUCACGUUAGUGGGAGCCGGUUUAAAAGAUUUCAAAUUCAGUCAUCGACAGACGAGGUCAAUUCUACCACGAAACGUUAUAUGGUUGAAGGACGCGGCAGAUGAGUUCGAUCCUUGUAACAAUGUUGUUUACACGGCACAUGGUUACAAAGUGAGAUAUGAGCACAUGGUAGUGGCUGUGGGUUUGAAGAACGAUUACGAACAAGAUGCUCUCGACAAUCCCCUACUACCGGUUUCGACGUCAUACUCGCCAGAUUACUGUCAGAAGUGCUGGUGUUGUAUAAAAGGUUUUAAAGGUGGACACGCGUUAUUCACGUUUCCUAAGACGCCUGGGAAAUGUUCAGGAGCUGCUCAGAAGAUUAUGUAUUUAGCUAACGACUAUUGGAGAUUGCACAAAAUAGAUUCGUUAACCAACAUCACGUAUAAUACUGCGGGCAGUAUAUUAUUCGGUGUAUCAAAGUACGCUGGGUCGUUGCAAAAAAUAGCUAUGAAUAAGAACAUCACGAUCAAUUAUAACUUGGAACUCAUCGAAGUGACUCCUAAACAGGCCAUCUUCAUGGAUACUCAUGGACAAAUAAUAUACUUACCAUACAAGUUUCUUCACGUUACUCCGUCCAUGUCUCCUCCUGUAUGUCUCACCAAGUGCGAGGAACUGGCCGUCAAAGAAUACCUCGAUGUGGACAAACACACUCUACAACACACUAGAUAUAACAAUAUAUAUGGAGUAGGAGACUGUGUCAAUACACCCAACAGCAAGACUGCCGCUGCUAUCAGUAAACAGAGCUAUGUAGUGGCAUCAAACAUUUGGCAGACUAUGUAUGGCAAAAAACCGAACGUCAAGUAUGACGGUUACUGCGCUUGUCCCGUCCUUACAUCCCUAAAGACCGGAAUAUUGGCUGAAUUCGUUUACGAUAAAAUACCUCACGAGACGUUCCCUUUUGAUCAGGCGUUUUAA